Messenger RNA from Nicotiana attenuata, 552 nucleotides. RefSeq lists its product as uncharacterized. The record is from RefSeq and is a predicted model, not a curated record. Lineage: Eukaryota; Viridiplantae; Streptophyta; Magnoliopsida; Solanales; Solanaceae. The coding region runs from base 1 to 552 and encodes 183 amino acids. The transcript is spliced from 2 exons. Gene Ontology annotation, molecular function: zinc ion binding.
AUGCGUAUGAUUCUAGUGCUUUUGUUAGCAUCCUGUUGCCUAAAGUACAGCAGACUUUUGAUAAGUUCUGCACUUCUCACUGUUGAUAUUUUGCUGGAUACAAUAUAUGAUGUGGUACCAUCAACUGAAUACUUACAUACGGUUAACGAUGGUGGGAGGAAUUAUACAGUCUGCCUGUUAGAGAGAAAAUGUGGUUGUGGGAGGUUCGAAGUUGAUGAAUUGCCAUGCCCACAUGCUUGGGCUGUAUUGAAGAGCAAGUUUCUAAUGCCAGAAGAAUAUUGCUCUAACUAUUACAAACCAAAUACAAUUGUAAUGACAUACGAUGUACCAGUGUACCCGCUACUGGACAGAAAUGACUGGAAUAUACCAGAACAUGUUGCAAAGGAGGUUGUACUACCACCCAAAUGGAAAAGACCUCCUGGAAGGCCAAAGAAGAAGCGAGAUAAAACUUUAAGUGAAUUGUUGCAGCCGAAAAAUCAACAUUCAUGUAGCAUAUGUGGUCAGGGAGGACAUAACAAGCGAACAUGUAGAAAUGCUCCACGUAAUAAAUAG